Dipodomys spectabilis (banner-tailed kangaroo rat) is the source of this 1417-nucleotide messenger RNA. It is a transcript of the gene Sephs1, whose product is annotated as selenophosphate synthetase 1. The transcript has 9 exons. Gene Ontology annotation, cellular component: cytoplasm. Gene Ontology annotation, molecular function: ATP binding; selenide, water dikinase activity. Lineage: Eukaryota; Metazoa; Chordata; Mammalia; Rodentia; Heteromyidae. The coding region runs from base 211 to 1383 and encodes 390 amino acids. The record is from RefSeq and is a predicted model, not a curated record. Gene Ontology annotation, biological process: L-selenocysteine biosynthetic process.
AGCCCGGCCUCCGCCCGCCCGCCCGCCCGGAGCGGCAUUUUUAUUCAGGCGACGCUUAAGGGAGCCCGGCGCGCCCGGUGCAUUGUGGGAGCGCCGCGGCCCGUUUUCGGGAGGAGGCGGAGGGCGCAAAGCGAGCCGGUGGAUCCCAGAGCCGAGCUGAUUGUGAGGGAGGGGAGGGGCUGAACACUGAGGAGUGUGGGCCCCAGAACCAUGUCUACGCGGGAGUCCUUUAACCCGGAAAGUUAUGAAUUGGACAAGAGCUUCCGGUUAACCAGAUUUACUGAACUGAAGGGCACAGGCUGCAAAGUGCCCCAAGAUGUCCUGCAGAAAUUGCUGGAGUCCUUACAAGAGAACCACUUCCAAGAGGAUGAGCAGUUUCUGGGAGCUGUUAUGCCAAGGCUUGGCAUUGGAAUGGAUACCUGCGUCAUUCCUUUGAGGCAUGGUGGUCUUUCUUUGGUUCAAACCACAGAUUACAUUUAUCCAAUCGUAGACGAUCCUUACAUGAUGGGCAGAAUAGCAUGUGCCAAUGUCCUCAGUGACCUCUAUGCAAUGGGGGUCACAGAGUGUGACAAUAUGCUGAUGCUCCUUGGAGUCAGUAAUAAAAUGACGGACAGGGAAAGAGAUAAAGUCAUACCCCUAAUUAUACAGGGUUUUAAAGAUGCGGCAGAGGAAGCAGGAACGUCAGUGACAGGUGGCCAAACAGUGUUAAACCCCUGGAUUGUUCUAGGAGGAGUCGCCACAACCGUCUGCCAGCCCAAUGAAUUUAUCAUGCCAGAUAAUGCAGUACCAGGGGAUGUGCUAGUGCUGACUAAGCCCCUGGGGACGCAGGUCGCUGUGGCGGUCCACCAGUGGCUGGAUAUCCCUGAAAAAUGGAAUAAAAUUAAGCUCGUAGUCACCCAAGAAGAUGUAGAGUUGGCAUACCAGGAGGCAAUGAUGAACAUGGCCCGGCUCAACAGGACAGCUGCAGGACUCAUGCACACGUUCAAUGCCCACGCAGCCACAGACAUCACAGGCUUUGGGAUUUUGGGCCAUGCACAGAACCUGGCGAAGCAACAGAGGAAUGAGGUGUCCUUUGUAAUUCACAACCUUCCUGUGCUGGCCAAGAUGGCUGCUGUGAGCAAAGCCUGUGGGAACAUGUUUGGCCUCAUGCAUGGGACCUGCCCAGAGACAUCAGGAGGCCUUCUGAUCUGCUUACCACGUGAGCAAGCAGCUCGGUUCUGUGCGGAGAUAAAGUCCCCCAAAUACGGCGAAGGCCACCAAGCAUGGAUUAUUGGGAUUGUAGAGAAGGGUAACCGCACGGCCAGAAUCAUAGACAAACCCCGGAUCAUCGAAGUCGCGGUGGCCACUCAGAACGCAAACCCCACGCCUGGUGCCACCUCCUAAUCUAGGCAGUAAUAGCUACUUGGUUGUGUUUUUU